Fusarium falciforme is the source of this 4407-nucleotide messenger RNA. Its product is annotated as Carbohydrate esterase family 3. Gene Ontology annotation, molecular function: phosphatidylcholine lysophospholipase A1 activity. The record is from RefSeq and is a predicted model, not a curated record. The transcript is spliced from 2 exons. The coding region runs from base 1 to 4407 and encodes 1468 amino acids. NCBI's taxonomy places the organism in Eukaryota, Fungi, Ascomycota, Sordariomycetes, Hypocreales, Nectriaceae.
AUGGCGUACUUCACGCUUCGGGGCGCCAUCACGUUGGUGAUGGUGCUCGUGGCACUGAUAGCGCCGCUUGCAUCAGGGCUUCCGAGCCUCCGUAUCAUGCCUCUCGGAGACUCAAUCACCAAAGGCAACGGCUCCAAAGACCAAACGGGCUACCGAAAGCGUCUACGUGAGUUGCUCGUCGGCCGAGGUGCUUCGGUAGAUAUGAUUGGCAGCCUAAAGCACCCUCCCACUGGCAUGGCGGAUAAUGACCAUGAAGGCCACAGUGGAAAGGUGCUCGCAGAUAUCAACACGUAUUGGAAGCUGUCAAUUGCGGCUCGCCCCAACGUGGUGCUUUUGCAUGCUGGCACCAAUAAUAUGGACCUAGAAGAGGAUCUCGAGGGCUCUCCUGAUAUGCUCGCAACAAUCGUUGACGGCCUUUUUGCGAACGCCCCAGACGUCACCGUUCUUGUUGCUCCAGUCAUCUGGGCCAACAAGCCUAGGAUGCAACAAAACACUGAUCGCUUCAACCCGGAAGUUAUUUCUAUUAUUGAGAAAAGACAAAAGGAUGGCAAGCACAUCCUUGAGGUUCCAAUCGACAUCACGGUGGCUGAUCUUUGGGACGAGAAACACCCAAAUGACAGCGGCUACGAGAAGAUGGCCAACGCUUGGCUCAACGCAAUCCUCGAAGCUGAUCAACGAGGCUGGCUGAAGAACCCUGUCCAGAGGGACGCCGCCGGCCUACCAGGCGUCGGCCUCGGCGUCGGAGGAGGAAGUGGCGGGGCUCAAGAGGAGAUUGAGGGCAGAAUCUGGAAGAAGCAGGGAACUGUCUUCGAAGGCUUCCGUACCUGGGAAUCAGUUGGCACUAUCCGUGAGGCUGUCGAGGACGGCAGCCGCGAUAAGGUGAUUCUGGCCGACCUCAACGGCGAUGGUAUCGCUGAUUACGUCGUCGCCGAUAGCGAUGGCACCAUGCGAGCCUGGAUCAACGGUGGUAAGCCCAACGACUGGACGAGUAUCGGCAAGAUCAACCCAGACUGGACGUCUAUCAAGGGCAACAUGAUCCGCCUUGCAGAUAUCGACAACGACGGAAAGGCUGACCUAAUUGCCCUAUAUGAGGGUGGCGCGGCCAAGGUCUGGAGGAACGUCGACAACGGAAAGAAGUUUGAAUCCCUCGAUUCCAAGUGGGCAACUGGCCUCGAAUCAAGGGAGAAGGUCUACUUCGAAGACAUUGAUGGUGACGGGUGCGCCGACUAUGUUAUCGUCUAUAGUGGCGGCGCUGUUAAGUGGGCACGCAACACACACAAUAAUGGAAAGGAUAGCAAGCAGAAGAAUUGGGAGACCAAGGUCACCAUUGCUCCUGGUCCUGCCGGUAUACCUGCCAACACGGCAAGAAUACGAGACAUUGAUGGUGACGGAAAGGCCGACUAUCUGGUCGUCUAUGAUGGUGGUGCCGUCAAGGCGUUCCGCAAUACCCUGGACGAGGGUGGCCGCAAUUGGGACGACUUGGGUACUAUUGCACCCGGCAUAUCGGGCAUCACGGGCGACAUGAUACGGUUCGCAGACAUGGAUGGCGACGGCCUGGCCGAUUUCCUCGCCGUUGCCGACGACGGAAGCAUCCGCAUGUGGAAGAACCUUGGCAUCACCGGCACCAAGGGCUCAAGCCUUCGCUUGGCCGACUUGACGGGCAAUGGCCGGGAUGACUUGAUCUCGGUCGAUGCCAAGGGUCGGGCUCGCGCUUGGCUCAACAAGGGCGUCGACCAGUGGGAGUCGAUCGGCGAGAUCGCGCCUGGCCUUGAUGAAGAUCUCUCAGACUCACGUAUAGAGUUUGCCGACGUCAACGGUGACAAGCGCGCCGACUACUUGGUUAUCUACGGUGGCGGGGCUGUCAAGGCGUAUCUGAACAACGGAAACUUCCCCAACCCAGGAGAUCGGCGGAUCUGGCAGGACGGCGUCGUCAUCGCGCCGGGCCUUGGAGAGCCUGGCAGCAAAGUCAGAUUCGCAGAUCUCGACGGAGACGGCUAUGACGACUUCCUCAUCCUAUACGACGGCGGAGCGGUCAAGUACUGGCAGAACAACAAGAACAUCCCCCCCAGGGACGGCGGUCGUAUCUGGAAGGAGGGCAUCGUCGUGGCCACCGGUGUCGGCGAGCCUGGCAGCAAGAUACGAUUCGCCGAUCUCACGGGAGACGGCAAGGCCGACUACAUCGUCCAGUACGAGGGCGGCGCCGCGAAAGGCUACCGCAACAAUGGGAAGAUCCCUAUUGGCGAGGGCCGCAAGUGGAAUGACAUGGGCACUAUUGCCGGCGGCGUCAGCCCCCAGGGCCCUGUCCAUUAUGCGGAUAUCAAUGGCGAUGGAAAAGCUGACUACCUUAUCGUCUUCCAUGGGGGGGCCAUCAACGCAUAUAUCAACGACAAUGACUGGACGCCCAAGCUACCGGAUAAACCCGACCAACCUACCCCUGGCGAGCCGGGCGAUGGUGAUGGUGACGGCAAUGGUGGUAGCGGCGACGGAGACGGCGACGUUGUAUACAUUGACCCCAAAAUCUGGAGCUCCGAGAAACCGACAGCAGGGUGCCAGCCGCCCUGUACUCUCGUCCUACCACCAUGGCCGCUCUCCUCCAAGACUACAAUCAGCUUUCCCGUCAUCACCGAGACCAUCAAGGAGACGUGGCCUGAAACCACCAACGGUAUUACCAAAUAUCGCACAACAACAAUCACCGUUCGCAUCACGCUCCCGCCUCUCAUAACAUCUGAGAUUGAGGUGUCCAACAUUGUUCUGACAGCAUCCACCUCCAAGUCUGUCCCUAUACGAGGCAGUGUCAUUCCGUCACCUGUCACAUUGACUGAGCCCACUCACGACAUCACUUACACGUACAAGCCUGGGCCGUUUCCGACUGGCACUAACGAUGAUGACGAUGAGAAUGAUGAUAUUGAUAUCGGGCCUCCGGCAGGUAUUGCUCCGGGCAUUAUCGUCACUCCUGGACCGCCUGGGCCUAUCUGCAAAUCUGGCUGCGGCACUCUCUGUCUCUUUGGCUGUAGUCUGGGUGGAGGCGGCGGGGGUGGAGGCGGCGGGGGUGGAGGCGGAGGCUCGAUCGGUUGUAUUGGCGGCGGAUGCCCUGGACCAGGAGGAAACUGUGUUGGUGCAGGAUGCGAAGAGAGAAACGGGGAAGAUGAUGAUGAUAAUGAUGAUGACGAUGACGAUGACGAUGACGAUGACGAGGAAGAGGACUGUGCGACGGAGACCAACACCGAGUGCCAUCAGGUUUGCACGACGAAGCCCUGCGCCACUGUCUGCAACACGUAUAUUGGCUGUGACUGCACCACCUCGUCAGUAACAGACUACUGGGUAUCGUGUAAAUCCUCCUCAUGCACCACCACAUCGACCGAGAUCAUUACUGGCUGCUUCCUGAGUGCAACUGCCACAACAACGGGCUCAUCCUGUCCACUCAUCACCGUCGACCCCCAGAAGGACGACCUCGGCGACGACGAUAGCGGGCAUGGCAAGCUGGGCAAGGCCUACGAGACCACCUUCUCUCCAAGCGUCAUUAUCAGUUCAAGGCCAUACCCCGUCAAUGAUGGCUACGUGACCGUUGAUAAGACGGCCUACCCCAUUCCCAACGUGAAGUCGGUGACUAAGACCAAAUUGCGAGGAACCUCGGCUAUCAUUCUCCCUUCUCAUAUCGGCACUGCCAUCUCUAUCACGUUGACGGACAUCAAAGUCAUCACCACCUCAUAUCCAAAGGCCACGACAACGGUCGGGAAGUCAACAACCACCACCAAGACAUCAGCAACUGUCAUAUCCUACCCGACCAACACGGCCAUUAACGAGGGCGAAGGCUACUGCUUCGCUGACCGCUCCGGCUAUCUCGAGUUCACUAUUGAAGAGGCGCAGCAGGUCAUCGAGUCGUUCUGCUCCUCUAGUUACGUGCUCGACCCCGACAACGCGGUGGGGCAGAACAUUGCGCUCGAGGAGGAUGGCUAUACGGUCAUGGUGUCGGCAGAGUGGGCGCCCGACCAGAGCGGGUGCGGAACUAAGGAGCCUUUCCCCUUCGCCGAGGAUGACUUCAACUUUGACCUCUGCCUGGCUGGCUGGAACACUGCCUUCUUCUGCGAGGAUCAGGAGGCGGAUGUGGAGUCUAGCUACGGAGGGGCAUACGUUCUUGACCCUCCUGAGACAGGCGGCUGCAUUCUUCUAAGCUUGUUUGCGUAUGAUACAUCUACCAUGAGACUCAUGGCUCAUCCGAAGGGUGUGCAACCGCUGGUGCCGCCUACGGUGAAUACGACACAUAUGGGUGAGGAGCCUACGUGGGUUCCAAGCAACAGGCCUGGUGUUCCCAAAGUAUGGCCUGCUUCCGAUGGCUCGUCGUCUAGGCAGCGCAAGUUGUUUAACUCGGCAAAAGGCAGUCAGGCGGCAAGCCUCUUUUUAAAUUAA